Molecule: messenger RNA, 966 nt
Organism: Bufo gargarizans (Asiatic toad)
Lineage: Eukaryota; Metazoa; Chordata; Amphibia; Anura; Bufonidae
Gene: BNIP3
Product: BCL2 interacting protein 3
Exons: 6
Coding region: 132-746 (204 amino acids)
Biological process (GO): mitochondrial outer membrane permeabilization; positive regulation of apoptotic process
Cellular component (GO): nucleus; mitochondrial envelope; mitochondrial outer membrane
Source: RefSeq, a predicted model, not a curated record
CGUCAUGCUUCCAGCUUAAAGCAAUAACAAUAACAAGCCCAGCGACAAAGACAGCUGCAGCAGCUGUGUCCCUGUGUAUGAGAGCGGUGCGGAGUCAGGGAACCAGGGUCUGAGCCUACAGAACUAGCAGCAUGUCCCACAGUGAAGGGCAGAACCUUCAGGAUGAGCCCCUGCAGGCAGGUUCCUGGGUAGAGCUACAUUUCAGCAAUAAUGGAAAUGGUGGCGUGGGGACAGUCGGAGCACAAGAACAGGUGCCAGCCUCCAUCUCCAUUCACAAUGGGGAUAUGGAAAAGAUACUGUUGGAUGCCCAACAUGAGUCUGGAAGGAGCAGCUCCAGGGAGAGUUCUCACUGUGAUAGCCCACCACGAUCUCAGACCCCUCAGAGCAUUCAAAGACUGAGCGACACCGACACCCAUGGGAGUAAAGAGAAGAGCAGUUCUCAGUCAGAAGAAGAUUACAUUGAACGAAGGAAAGAAUUAGAAAACUUACUCAAGAAGAAUUCAGACUGGAUCUGGGAUUGGUCUAGCAGGCCAGAGAAUAUUCCACCAAAGGAAUUUGUCUUCAAACAUCCAAAGCGAAGCGCUGCAUUAAGUAUGAGGAACACAAGUGUCAUGAAAAAAGGUGGAAUUUUCUCAGCAGAAUUUUUAAAGGUGUUUCUUCCGUCUUUACUGCUGUCUCAUCUUCUUGCUAUCGGACUGGGGGUGUAUAUUGGAAGGCGUCUGACAACUUCUACGGCGACGUUUUAGAUCAGAGAGACGGCCUCAGAAACGAGAAGACACCGGAACCUUGGUCAUACAGUAUAUCUAGUUCUGUUGAAUGUUAUGUAAAAGGUCUGUCCUCCUUAGGAUGGGGGGGUAGUAAUCUCUAUACCUAAGGUAUCCCAUUUCAUUCAGUGGGCAUGUUUAAGUAGAUUUUCUUCAACUGUGAAUUGUAGUUGCUUAAGUAUUGGUCAAUAUUAUGUAAAAA